Messenger RNA from Fusarium sp. VM40, 909 nucleotides. NCBI's taxonomy places the organism in Eukaryota, Fungi, Ascomycota, Sordariomycetes, Hypocreales, Nectriaceae. The record is from the annotation of a GenBank genome assembly.
AUGACGUACCCUCCAGAAGAACCACAAAACAAUGCAAUUAUCAACAGUGAUGUUGGUACAGACAAAAGGCUGUUUCGCAAACCAGUAGACUCUAGCAACCAAGAGAACAUUAACUCUGUUAUCAAAAACGGAUAUGUUAUUCUUGAAAAUCUCUUCACAGACAUCGAGGUUGAACAAGCCUGUGAAGAGUUGAAGCAUCUUGCCGAAUCAUCUGCAGCAGGUCCAGCCAGUAGUGGUGGACGUAAUAAAUUCGAAGGGUUUCUAACGAAUCGAAUCUAUGCCCUGCUUAACAAGUCGAGGAUAUUCGAUAAAUUUGUCACGCACCCCCAGGUCGUUGCCUUGAACGACUACUUCCUUGAUCCUGGAUGGCUGUUGAGUGUAAUGCUAAGCAUUUAUAUCCAGCCAGGUGAGGAUCCACAGACUCUUCAUCACGACGAUGGUUAUAUCACAGUUCCUCGACCUCAUCGACCGUUUGGAACUGCUAUCAUGGUUGCACUUGAUGCAUAUACUGAAGAUAAUGGUGCAACUGUUAUCGUGCCAAAGUCUCACGAGUGGGGACACGAUCGUAUUCCAACCCGUUCUGAAGCUAUCCCUGUUGUGAUGCCAAAGGGAAGUGUUGUUUUCUUCUUGGGCACGCUCUGGCAUGGCGGUGGUCAAAAUCAGUCGGAACACGAACGCCGCGCACUCACCGUCCAGUAUUGUCAGCCUUGGGUCCGUCCCAUUGAAAAUCAGAUUCUUGCCGUCGACUUCGAAAAACUUUCCCAGAUCCCCAAGCAGAUCGUUGACAUGUUGGGCUAUGAAGUUUGUAAGCCUUUCAUCGGUUUUGUUAACGGUCAAAGUCCUCUUAAAGCGGCCCAGAGGUAUAUAAAGCGACGGGAAGAAAUUGAAGCUAAAAGUAGUAAACUCUAA